Messenger RNA from Ictalurus punctatus (channel catfish), 1226 nucleotides. RefSeq lists its product as uncharacterized. The record is from RefSeq and is a predicted model, not a curated record. Gene Ontology annotation, biological process: response to bacterium. Bases 15 to 1076 code for a protein of 353 amino acids. Lineage: Eukaryota; Metazoa; Chordata; Actinopteri; Siluriformes; Ictaluridae. The transcript is spliced from 6 exons.
CUUAUCAAGAGGAAAUGCAGCACACAGACCUCAAGAUGAUAAUGGUCAUGUGGAUUAAAGUGGUGCUGUUUAAUAAAUUUGUUCCUGCACAAACAAACAGCGUCCAUCAGGCGAACCCGGUGAUCACUGCUACUGCUGGUGAUAACGUGACUCUACAGUGCUUUCUGCUGGGAGAACAAAAUACUGAACCCAUCGUCUGGUACAAGCAAGCAGGAGGACACGAACCUUCUUUAGUGGCUGUGGUACAGAAAGCACAGGAUCCCAUUUACAAAGAUAAAGUAAAUUCUCCAAGAUUCAGAAUCGAGAAAGGAAGCAAGAACUGUCAUUUGAAGAUAAUCAACGUGAACCCAUCAGAUGAGGCCAUGUAUUACUGUGGCUUGAUUACAUUUUACACAGUAUUUGCAAAAGGAACAUUUUUAUCAGUGAAAGGUGAUGGAGAUGUAAAAGUGUCAGUGUUCCAGAGCGGCGUGUCGGACUCGGUUCCUGCAGGAGUGUCAGUGACUCUGCUGUGCUCGGUUCUCUCUGAGAGCAGAUCAGCAGAACUCCAAGUGCUCUGGUUCAGAGCUGCUCCACCACAAUCCCAUCCUCAAAUCAUUUACACUCAUCACAACAGCAGCCAUCAGUGUGAGAGCGGCUCUUCUACACACACCUGUGUGUACAACUUCUCCAAGAACAUCCUCAGCCUCAAUGAUACUGGAACUUACUACUGCGCUGUGGCCGUGUGUGGGAAGAUCAUUUUUGGGAACGGGACACGAGUACAACUGCAGAACUUUGAAACAUCCUUUAAUCCUGUCGUGAUCUGUCUGGGAACUGCUUUAUUAAUAUGUGGGAUUCUGAUCUCUGUUCAAGCUGUUUUACUCUGUAAAAUGAAAAACUGCCAACAAUUCAGAGAGAGAUUUCAGCAUCGUUCUGCGAUAAACACUGAGACGACGAACACUCAGGACCAUGAUGCUGUAGAACUGAAUUAUGCUGCCUUACAUUUUAAUGAAAGGAAAACUAAAAGAGUGAGAGAACAUCGAGGUCGACCUCAAGACAGCGUGUACUCUGAAGUGAAAUCUUCCAGCAUUACUCACUAAUUAUACUUUAAUAUUAUUCUUUUACUGAAAUUGUUAGCCAACAACAUCUUUUUGUUCAUCACUCCAGUACAGAUCUGAUCUAGAGGCUUGUGUUGGCUCAAGCCCUUACCAAGAAACUUUUAUUUAUUUAUUAUAUCGUACCAAAUUGAC